AUGGCCGAUUUUGUUUUUGGCGAUUUUUCUGAACAAGAAACAGAAAAAUUCUUCGGUCAUGAUAAACAAUGUGUGAAGUUAAACGAACCUGAGUUUCCAUGGGCAACUGAUGAUUGUAUGACAACAACUAUUGAAUUUGGUUUCGAUGUUCCACCAGUUAUAUCACCAUCAGGUGUUGCAGGUGUUUCAUAUCCAACAUAUAAUUCUUGUAAUGGAAGUUCAUCUCAUCAAGAAUCAACAAGUUCUGCAUUAACAUCUCCACCAUAUUCAUCUAAAAGUUCAUCUAUUGAAAAUUUAAAAAUAACAAAACAAUCAUCAUCAUCACGUAAUCAUCAUCAUAGUGAUAGAAAAUUAAAGAAAAAACGUCCACCAAAUUAUUAUCGACAAGAAUAUCAACAAAUGCUUGAACCAUCUACACUUCAUCAACAACAAUCUAAUGGACAAAAUGAUGAAACAACACCAACACAAAUACGUUCAAAUGAACAAACACCACAAAUAGAACAAAAUUCAAAUGAAUCAAAUUUAUUAUUAUUAUCAUCGAAUGAUGAUAGAUAUAUUACAUGUGAUCAAUGGGUUCAUUCAACUAUGAAACAUCAAAUGACAAAUAAUGAUGAUGAUCAAUCAUCAUCAAAACAAUCAACUAAUGAUGAUGAUGAUAUCGAUUCAGAUGAACCUGGAACAACAACAGAUACAGAUAAUGAUAAUGAUCUUCUUCAAAGUACAUCAACAACUCGUCCAAGUUAUCCCGUUAAUAUAAUCCCAUCCGAUCAACAAUCAGAAAAUAAAUCCAAUCAAAAUUCUACUCAACAUUUAUUAAGUACACCGAAUCAAUUAACAAAUGAUUUAAAUAUUUAUUCAACAUCAGUUGCAAGUGGAGCAUCAAUUGAAACAUUAAAACCAUCAAAUAAUCUUUCAUCACCAUUAUCUUCACCUAAUAAACACAAUGAUUUACCAAAGUCAAAACCAACAUCAUGGGCAGAUUUAUUUCGUAGUCAGACAGCAUCAUCAUCAUCAUCAUCAUCAUUAUCAAAUACUCAAAUUUCUCUUCCACAACAAGCAACUAGUCCAAUUAAAAAAUCCCAAACAAUACCAACAUCUACUUCAACAACAUCAAAUCUUACUGGAACACAAAUCUCAACAAUAUUACCAUCACAACAACAACAACAACAACAAAAUGGAAAUAUUACACCAAAAACAAAUACAAAUAGUUUUUAUUUAAAACCAAAUUAUCAUGUUUAUAAUAGCAAUGGUUUAGAAUCAAAAUCAUUAGAAGAUUAUUUUUCCAAAUGUGAAGUACGUCCAUCAGCAAUGGCUAUUAAACCUCGUGGUUUAAUAAAUAAAAAUAAUUAUUGUUAUAUUAAUGCUACUCUUCAAGCACUUCUUGCUUGUCCUGCUUUUUUUAAUGUGAUGAAAUAUAUCCCACUUAAAGAAGAUCCUAUUGAUCAUAAUGUUCCAUGUAUCAAAGCUGUUCACUUAUUUGUUAAUCAAUUUGAAAAAAUGGAUCGAAGUAAAUCAAAUUCAGCAAAUCAUAAAGAUAUAAUAUGUGGUCAACCAUUUGAUCCAGUUGAUAUUCUUGAAGAAAUAGCUCGUCUUCGUCAUGUAUCUAUUGAUAUUGUUAAAACAAAACAAGAAGAUGCACAUGAAUUAUUAUGUCAAUUAUUAAGUGAACUUCAUGAAGAAAUUUGUUCAAUUUUGUAUAACACAGCAAUAAAUAAAAAUGACGAAUCCUUAACUACAUCUGAUGUAACAGCAACAAUAUCAGCCCAUAAUGGAGAAGAAAAAUCCGAAGAUUGGCUUCAAGUUGGUAAAAGAAAUCGUACACAUGUUCUUCGAACGAAUGAAAUUCGUAAAAGUCUCAUUGCGGAUAUAUUUGCUGGAAAAUUUCGUUCAACAGUACAUAUUACUGGAAAUCAAAAAUCAGUUAUACAUGAACCAUUUUUUACUCUUUCACUUGAUAUUAAAGAUCCAAAAAUCACAUCACUUGACGAAGCUCUUAUGCGUUUUUGUGAACAAUCAACACUUUCCGAUUAUAUUGAUAGUAAAACUCGACAAAAUGUUCAUACAAAUAAAACAAUGUUAAUCGAACAAUUACCACCUAUACUUAUCAUACAUUUAAAAUGUUUUCUUUAUGAUGAAUCAGAUGGAACAAAAAAAAUUAAUAAAUCAAUAAAUUAUACUGUUAAUUUAACAUUACCAAAAAGUAUAUUAACUGAACAAGCACGAAAACAUUCUUCAGAACGAUAUAAAUUAUUUGCUGUUGAAUAUCAUCAAGGUGAACGUGCAAUCGAUGGACAUUAUAUAACUGAUGUAUUUCAUCCUGGUCUUCAAGGAUGGCUUCGAUAUGAUGAUGCCAAUGUUCAAGUUGUUACAUCAAGUCAAGUGAUGAAUUCAUCAACCGAAAAAUUUACGCCUUAUUUACUUUUUUAUCGUCGCGGCGAUUAG
Molecule: messenger RNA, 2442 nt
Organism: Rotaria sordida
Lineage: Eukaryota; Metazoa; Rotifera; Eurotatoria; Philodinida; Philodinidae
Source: the annotation of a GenBank genome assembly